UGUUACUCCAGUAGAUACCUAGAUAUUACGGCAACAAGUGUCCGUCCAACUACAUCGUACUCGUAGUGGUUGUGACAUCGAAAGUCCACCACAUCCACCCGCAUCGCAUCUCGACCGCAGUUGCCGUUGGGCUUUAAUUUCGUGCCUGACCCUGAAAUCCAAACUGCUGUUUGUCCUCAGGAGUUAUUUUCCUCCCUCCUUAUUCUACUUCAUGCUAUAAUAUUUUAUUCUUUGUUCAUGAAUGUCAUGACUUUACGAUAAGAACAUCCCUUCCCCGAAGCCGACUCCCCAACAAUUUCUGUUUGAUCACCUUCCGUCAGUUGCGUCGAGAAAACCCCGUCAUAAACAACCAUCAAAGAUGGCGCAAAGCGCUGUAGGGUCGUAUUCGAACCCUUUGAAGAAGUUCAAGUCUGUAUAUGCCUCGAGAGCAUGGCCAGAUGUCGAUUACUGACCCUUUGUCACCAGACUCGUCUUCCUGGGCGAACAGAGUGUCGGCAAGACCUCUCUAAUCACACGAUUCAUGUACGAUUCCUUCGACACGACAUACCAAGCAACCAUCGGCAUCGACUUCCUCUCCAAGACCAUGUACCUUGAAGACCGCACCGUCCGACUACAACUUUGGGACACGGCCGGCCAAGAGAGAUUCCGCUCCCUCAUUCCAUCGUAUAUCCGAGACUCGUCGGUCGCCGUUGUGGUCUAUGAUAUUUCCUCCAAAAGGACGUUUGAACAGACGCGGAAAUGGAUCGAUGAUGUUCGGGGUGAACGAGGCAACGACGUGAUCGUUGUGUUGGUCGGGAACAAGACGGAUUUGGGUGACAGCAAACGAGAGGUUACCACGCAGCAAGGUGAAGAGGAGGCCAAAAGAGCAGGCGCCAUCUUUAUGGAAACGAGCGCAAAGCUCGGACACAACGUCAAGGCCCUAUUUAGGAGAAUUGCUCAGGCUUUGCCUGGGAUGGAGGGUGAAGAUCAGACUCAGCCUAACCCACAAGUCAUUGAUGUCGCGGUCAACAGCCAGAAGCCGGCGGAUGAUGGUUGCGCGUGUUGACGCUCAUACGCUUUUACGAGCUCCAACUUUUGGUGACGGUUUCUUGGACUAGUCCCUUCGUAUCGGAAUCUACAACCCCGCCCGAGUGUUGAGGUAUGCUUUGGUGGCCUUUUUGGAAGCUACAUUCCUACGCUGCUCAGGGGAGCUGGAAUGUCGGAUGUCGAAGGGCAAUAGGAUUGUGGACAGGAGGCACUUUCCAGGAAGCGCAUAUGCCUAAAAUAUCAAAAGGUUGGAAUUAUGUGUAGGAAGAUGUGAUUGUGCAUAGCAAGGCGUUCCAGGCUACCCAAAUGGAAGGAGGGAUGUGUUCAACUAACCCGUGCGUGGGGUAUAUGUACAGAAGCAGGGGCGGGCGAGACUCUAUCGAGAUGGACCAGUACAAAACAAAGUCCCGACAAAGUCAUUAAUGAUACUGCCUGUACAAAAUAGCCCGCUUUUUAUGCGCCUUUGUAAUGUAAUAGUUGGCUGGGUACGGGGUAUAUUAGAUACCUAGCAUUGAUGAUUCGUUUCUACGCAAACGUGAAGGUUUAUCAUUGCUUCAACCAAUCCGCC
Messenger RNA from Exophiala oligosperma, 1594 nucleotides. RefSeq lists its product as hypothetical. The record is from RefSeq and is a predicted model, not a curated record. Gene Ontology annotation, molecular function: GTPase activity; GTP binding. The coding region runs from base 521 to 1045 and encodes 174 amino acids. Lineage: Eukaryota; Fungi; Ascomycota; Eurotiomycetes; Chaetothyriales; Herpotrichiellaceae. The transcript has 3 exons.